Molecule: messenger RNA, 197 nt
Organism: Suillus discolor
Lineage: Eukaryota; Fungi; Basidiomycota; Agaricomycetes; Boletales; Suillaceae
Exons: 1
Coding region: 28-183 (51 amino acids)
Source: RefSeq, a predicted model, not a curated record
GAUGUUCACACACGAUCAUUGUGUUUGAUGGUUCACCUUGGGCAGGCUUUCAGCGCACUUUUAGUAGUGCAGCAACACGUUGGAGAAUACAAGAGGGUCGCAUCAGACCAAUAUAUCAUUGCACAGGUGAAAGAUCUGGCUUCGAUUGACAUUACGAGCAUCAGGACCCUAGACAUAUUGUAGCUGAAUGGUCUUUU